Anguilla rostrata (American eel) is the source of this 2616-nucleotide messenger RNA. Its product is annotated as cilia- and flagella-associated protein 57-like. The record is from RefSeq and is a predicted model, not a curated record. Bases 1427 to 2524 code for a protein of 365 amino acids. The transcript is spliced from 7 exons. NCBI's taxonomy places the organism in Eukaryota, Metazoa, Chordata, Actinopteri, Anguilliformes, Anguillidae.
AAUGAAUGUAAUGACUCGUGGAAGUAACCUAGAUGAAAUCAGCGAUGUUUACAGAAAUCGGAGAGGGCCGUCCAACACAUCCGAGGAAGCAUUUGGAAUCAGUCUCCUGAUACUUUCAGCCCCUGCUAGACCAACCUCAUCCACCCAACAAAAGCCAGACCUCUUGAUAAGUCUAAAAAGAAUAAUAGUUUGGUUGCUCGCGUGUUGGCUAUGAGGCUCAGCGAUUGAUCGUGUGGUACUUAGGCUAACGGUUUUUGGGACUAUAACAACUGUAAACGGAGUAUCUCUCUGAUAUAUUUGAUUGCUCAAAUAACUACACCAAAUGUAGGCUACAUGUUCUCUUGCAGCGUCAGAACAAGUAUAAGAUGGUUAAGUGCGUUAAGGCUUUUACAUAGUUUAUAAGUACAGGGCACAUAAGCUGUGCGGACCGACAGUCCGCGGUCGUUUGCUCUUUCAUCGUCCACUCGUACCACCCGCAUAUCCAAGCCCUACAUUUCCCACAAUCUUUGCGCGUCGUUUUCUCUUUCUGCCGGAAGUUACAGACUCUAAACAACAUGGCCUCGUCCUUCCCCAUCGUUGUGCUUAUUUCUCUUCAUGAAUUGUUGUUCUUCUGAAAAUCUUUAUAAUCCCGUUGGGAUGAAUCGCACAGGUGCCUGUACCUUCUCACCUCUUCAGCCAGUCUUUCUUCAGAUGUCGACUCCAUGUCUGUUUUGUGUACUCCGCAUCACCACGUGUUUCCGGUGCCACAUGAAAUGCAUGUCGAUGUGAAACAGUUUCAUACCGAGCCAUGAUUUGUGUGACACCGGUACGCGUACGCUAGGUACGCGCGGUGACAAAAAUUGAGCUUCGCGCGGACAUGCCAAUGCGGACGUACGCUGAGGUCCGCUAUUUCGUCAUUUUGUCUGCGCGGACCCCAGCGGAGUCCGGUCGGUGAAUGCUACGUCUGGACCAUGAAUUGGCCUUAAGUGUGGGCUAAUAUUGUUCUCUGAGAUCGGUCCUCAGAAACGCUAAAGAAGACUGAUCUUUUCACUGAUGACAUUUGAUAGGUUUAAGCCUGUUUGUUAAUAAGUAAAGCCCAAUAACGAGUAUUGCUAAUUUUCAAAGCACGCGUUCAAAUAUAAUCCAUCAAAUAGGACACACCUAGGCUAAAUGUGAAUGAAGGGAAUGCCUGCUGCCACGGGUGCAAUGUGGGGCUUCUAUGACGUCAUAACAACACAGAGGUGUCGAUAAAUUCCAUUUGUCGGGCAGGAAACGAUGGCUUUGUUACGUCAUAUCGCUGAGAUCGCUAUAAAAUGCACUUCUUUCCGAUGAUAUACAUUAUUAUGAAUACUGGAACCCCGUUUGUUCUGUGAAAUUUACUGUUUCAGUGCGUAACUGCAUUUGACUCGACCUGUUUUGAGGUGGCCUGUCAGUAGAUUUCAGAAAAAUGCCAAGGCAGAGGAGCAACAAGAAGGGCAUAUGGAAAUGCCUGUCAUGUCUGUGUUGCAUUCAGUGCAACAAUUAUGAUGAUGUGUCUUCCACAGUCGCCACUCAGGUGGACAGUACCCUCGGGGUUCCAGCUACAGACAAUUCCAACCAGGUGGACGAGACCCUCAUUCCAAUAAAGGACAGUUCCACACAGGUGGAUGAGAACCUUAUCCCCACUAAGAACAAUUCAACCCAGGUGGACACAGACCUUGUUCCCACUCGGUAUUGUUCCACCCAGGUGGAUAACGCCCUCAUUCCGACUAGGGAUAAUUUUACCCAGGUGGAUGGGACCCUCAUCUCCUUCAUGGAUACUGCCACUCAAAUGGAGGAAACUUGUUGCACGGCUAUGUGUAAAACCAUCUUAGAGCUGAGUGAGAGGAUAGAGGACCUCAUUGCAGAAAGGGAUCAACAGGUUCAGCUUGAAUGUGAGCAGAAACUCCAAGAGCAGCAGGAGGAAUUCGAUAAGGAGUUGGCUUUCCUGGCAAGAGAGAACCAGGUUCUUGCUGCGGAGAAGGAGAAGCUGCAGCUGGAGCACAAGAAAUCUGUGUCAGAGCUGAAGGAGAAGCAUGCCCAAGAAAAAGGCAAAUUAACCGAGGUUAUCAGGAUUGAGAGGCUGAAGGUGGUGUUUGAGAGGUCCCAUGCUCUGGAGAAGAUGAAGGAAAGCUAUAGACAGCAGUUGCUUGCUUUUGAAGAAAGCAGAAGGCAAGAAGUCCAGGAUGUCACUAGCAGAUAUGAGGAACGCCUACAGGAGACUCUACACCAGCUUGCAGAGGUACACAAACUGGAGGAAACUGCUAAGACCCUGAGCAUCCAGGUGGACACUCUGCAGCAGUUAACAGGUGAGAUCCAGUCACUGCAGGAGGAGAAUGUGUGUCUGCGGAGGAAGGCACUGUCGGCAGAAUGCACUGGGAUGGUCCGACAAAACGCGCCCAGGAACCGAUUCAGGAACCGGUCUAUAGCCAGGCAUCGGACCAGGAUCAAACACCGUGCCACGUCCCAAGAUCAGACAGCCCCAACUGGUCAAGAAUACCUCAGCCUGCAGCAUCUACAGACAUGACAGGUAUUUCCAUGGUAGUGGUGAGUCCUCAUUUCAAGUGUGCAUCCUUCCUAAAGUGUUGUGGAUUCCUGUGUGAUGAGCUUACCAUCGGG